Molecule: messenger RNA, 354 nt
Organism: Paramecium primaurelia
Lineage: Eukaryota; Ciliophora; Oligohymenophorea; Peniculida; Parameciidae
Source: the annotation of a GenBank genome assembly
AUGAGUGAUUAAACAAAUUUGAUUACAUAUAUCAUAAAAUUAGAAACCACUUACACUAAAUUAAAAUAAAAGAUGAUAAGAGAAAAGAAUAUGUUUAAGAGUGUACUUUAAAAGUAAAAAUGAACUAUAUUAAGUUUAUCGUAAAAUUUAGGAAUCAAAUGUAAUGAAUCCUAUUUUGAUUCUUUGGUUAUUUAAGAAGAGGAUCCUCUAACAAAUUGGAAUGUGUUACUCAAUAAAUAAGAUAAUGUUAUUAGAAUAAGGAAAGAUAUUGCAAAAAAAGAAGCCAUUUAAGUUAAAUAAAAGAGAAAAAGAAGAACUAAGGAGGAAAUAUAAUAAACAACUCAGUUGUAGUGA